AUGGUUGGGGUGGAAUGGGAUAGGGUCGAAACCCUUGUAGAGUUCCUAAAGGCUGAGAGGCCAACUGAGCUAUCUGUACUUAAAACUACGAAAAGGAACAUAGUUAUUCCACCUGCCCAAUCAGUCAGAGUUUCCUGCCAUGUUAAUAAUGUUGGUUCUAUCGAAGACAGGAUACCGGUGUUGUUCGAACCAAACCUAGAAUGGCCGUGGUCUGAUGGUCUUGAAGUUCCAGAGACACUGACAACGAUUUCCAGAGGAUCACGAGUUAAUAUCCAAGUAAAUAACCCCACUAGGCACCCAAUUGUUUUGUGAAAGAGAACAGUGUUAGGUAGAAUUCAAUUGGUCAGGUCCAUAACCCCCCUGGAGGUGAAACAAGUUCAACAGACAAUGGUAAAAGAAAGUGGACAUUUUGGUGAAAAAACUAAAGUGGAUAUUGCCAGUGCUGUGAGCACCAAAGAGAGACAGGAUUGUCCAGAACCUUCCAAUGAAGGUGCAUCUAGUUACGUUCCAAAUGUUGACCUUGAAGGACUUUCAAAUGAACAAAAAUUAAUAGUACAAAAGAUGUUACAAGAGGAAUCUGAAUCAUUCUCGAAAGCAGGGGAAAUAGGGAACGCUAAAGGUUACAAAUGA
Messenger RNA from Paramuricea clavata, 630 nucleotides. The record is from the annotation of a GenBank genome assembly. NCBI's taxonomy places the organism in Eukaryota, Metazoa, Cnidaria, Anthozoa, Malacalcyonacea, Plexauridae.